Messenger RNA from Drosophila rhopaloa, 4597 nucleotides. Its product is annotated as ABC multidrug transporter G. Gene Ontology annotation, cellular component: plasma membrane. The record is from RefSeq and is a predicted model, not a curated record. Gene Ontology annotation, molecular function: ATP binding; ATP hydrolysis activity; ABC-type transporter activity. The transcript is spliced from 14 exons. The coding region runs from base 241 to 4530 and encodes 1429 amino acids. Lineage: Eukaryota; Metazoa; Arthropoda; Insecta; Diptera; Drosophilidae.
UUCCUGAAUUCAUUUUCAUUUCGUGCCAUGCCAACGGCUGUUAAAGAUCGCGCUACUCUUCGGUUCCACAAAAGAUAUUGUCAUCUAUAUAAUUACGCGCGGCCUACGACGAAAGAGCGGAAAGAACAAAUUAAAUGGAGAACGCGAGUUAAAGACAGAGAAAUCAAAGUGAAACCGAACAGGGUUAAGGUUAUACGAAAGCCAAAAGAUUAAAAGUGUAAUAUAGAGAUUUAUAAAAACAUGUCCAGUUGGAGCUUGGCCAGUGCUGUGUCCCCAAAUGUCACCAGUGGCGAUGUCAUCCGGCUGAAUAACCUCAGGUCGAGCUCUGAAACGAAUCUGCCAACUCGUGGGUCUGAAAAAUAUGGAGGAUCUGGAGGACUACCGCGACCCACGACUCCGGUGCCCGGCAGGAAAUUAUCCUCCAAGCGACCACCACACUUGACCCUGAAUGUUUCAGCCAAAUCCCAUGAUGCUCCGCUGGCCGAAACGGAAAACACGGUACUUUCGGCCAGCGCCUCCAUCUAUGGCACUCCAAUGGGCGCCACACCCAUUUCGUCACCUGCGAGUCACAGUCAAAGGAGUCAGAAGAGCCAGAAUAGUGACGAAAGCCGCCACAGCAGCAGCACCGCCACCAGCGGAGGGUCCAUCUUCCCCCACGAACAGUACAAAACCAUCAAAAAGAUCAACAUCGGAUUCGAGAACAUUUGCUACACCACCAAAUUUGGAGUCUUCCAGAAGGAAACCAAAGAUGUACUCAUGGGACUAACAGGUUACUUUAAGUCGGGGGAGCUGAGUGCUAUACUUGGACCCUCGGGUGCUGGAAAGAGUACCCUGCUCAAUAUUCUAUCCGGAUACACAACGUAUGGCUAUACGGGAAACUUUCGAAUCAAUGGCAAUCAAAGGGAUCUGAAGGCCUUCAAACCGAACUUGGCCUUCAUCCGACAGGAUACGAGUCUUCAGGCCUUUCUCUCCGUUAAGGAGGCGAUGCACUUUGCGGCCAAUUUGAAGAUCGGCCACCACAUGACGCUGAGCGAGAAAAAAGAGCGCGUGAAGAGCAUUCUGGAGGCCAUUGGGAUGUACGAGAACCGGCACACGAGGACGGGCCAGCUCAGUGGAGGUCAGAAGAAGCGACUGGCGAUUGCCCUGGAGCUGGUGAACAAUCCACCGGUACUAAUCUUAGACGAACCCACAACGGGCCUAGAUAGUUCCACCUCCAAUCAGCUAAUAAAUCUGCUCAAGAAGCUCGCCCUCGAGGGGCGAACAGUCAUCUGCACAAUACACCAGCCAAGUGCCUUGACAUUCGCCAUGUUCGACCAUCUGUAUGCAAUUGGCGAGGGCCAGUGCAUUUACUCUGGCGGAUCACAGAACCUACUGCCCUUCCUGGGCGCCCUCAAUCUGCACUGCCCGGAAUCCUACAAUCCAGCGGAUUACUUAAUGGAAAUAGCUACUCAUGACUAUGACACAGAGGAUGACAACCAGCUGAAGAAGCUGGUGGCUCUGAUAGACAAUGGCCGCAAUGAGGAUUACAGACAGAGCAAGUCUGCCCGAGUGGCGCAACUAGCGGCCAUGAAGAAAGUUGAUCAACUAAUGGCAGCGGGCCUAAUCACACCAGUGACUGCUCCUGUAAUGUCCACAUCUGUGCCAGCGCAUUUUUUGCAGGGUAGUACCUUCAAGCCACUCACGCCAAUCAAUGAGCUAUCUUCCCGGGUGUGGGACAGUCAAACGACGGGAAUCGGAAGCGGCGAUGUGGGUGGAAAGUCCGCCGGAAGCUGUUGCAAGCCAAAGAAAAAGAAGAAACCCAGGCCAGCACUGGAGCUGGAUCCAUCGCAUCUGUGCAAGCGGCAGAACAUCUACGCCACUCCAUUCUACCGCCAGCUGGGCAUCCUGCUGGUUAGGACCUUCCUGCUGAUUUGGCGGGACAGCUCGCUGACCACAAUGCGAUUUGCAAUUCACCUAAUCACCGGGCUGCUUAUUGGAACCCUGUACUUUGGGAUCGGUAACGAUGCCUCCCAGACGCUGAAUAUCUUCCGAUACCUCUUCUACACCAUCAUGUUCAUCAUGUACUGUGCGUUUUCGGGGAUACUGGUAAAGUUUCCUCUGGAGUUUCCCAUUGUAUCCCGCGAACACUUCAAUCGCUGGUACUCCCUGCGAGCGUAUUACGUGGCCAUCACUCUGGCGGACCUGCCCAUCCAGAUCAUCUGCAGUGCCCUGUUUAUAGUGCCCACCUAUCUGUUGACCCAACAGCCUUUGGAGCCCUGGCGGUUUGGACUCUUCUUCCUAAUUGUGUUCGUUACAGCUCUGGUUUCCCAGAGCAUCGGAUUGGCAGUGGGAGCGGCACUCAGUCUUAAGUUGGGCUCCAUCCUGGGGCCCUUCUUCAUCUGCCCGUUCCUGCAGUUCAGCGGGUUCUUUCUGAUGGAGAAGGACGCUCCGGUCUAUAUGCGCUGGAUGUUUGACGUGUCCUUUCUCAAGUACAGUCUGGAGGGAGCCAUGGCGGCCAUUUUUGGAUACGAUCGUGAGCGUUUGGUAUGCGAGGAGAUGUACUGCCAUCUGAUGGUGCCGAAGCACAUUCUUAAAAGCCUGGACAUGGCCGAUCCGAACUAUAGUCUUGCACUCAUCUUUCUGCUCGGUAUUUUGGUCUUUCUGCGCAUCCUGGCAUUCUACAUCAUGUCCUUCCGCCUAAGAUUGAUAAUCAGCCGCCGUCAAAUGUCCGAUAACGCGGUACAAAUUCAGGCGAAUGGCCUGGCCCAAAAGCAACAGGCGCUGGAAUUGCAUUUUAGCCAAGUUAGCUACUCAUUGAAGGGAGCAGCGAAGGGCUCAACACCAAUUCUAAACGAGGCAUGCGGGGUCUUCAAAUCAGGACGAUUGACGGCCAUUCUGGGUCCCUCGGGAGCCGGAAAAUCCACAUUGCUCAAUGCUUUGGCAGGAUUCAAACUCCAAGGAGUUUCAGGGCAGUUUCUCUUAAAUGGUAAACCCAGGGAUAUGCAGUCGUUUCGGAAAAUGUCAGCCUACAUUGCCCAGGAUUUUGUAAUGCUGAAUCUUCUCACUGUUGAGGAGACAUUGCGAGUUUCCGUUGACCUUAAGAUGCCCAGUUCCACGAAUCCUGAGGACAAACAAAAAACUAUAGACGAUAUUAUCGACAUACUGCAGCUGCAAUCCUGUCGCAAAACUUUGGUAAGGAAUAUAUCUGGAGGCGAACACAAGCGCCUGUCCAUUGGGAUUGAACUGGUCACGAAUCCACCCGUUAUGUUCUUUGAUGAACCCACCAGUGGACUGGAUUGUGUGGCCAGCUACCAGGUGAUCUGCCACUUGCAACAACUAGCCCACGAUGGCAGGAUAGUGGUCUGUGUUGUGCAUCAGCCGGGCUCGCGACUUUUCCAGCUUUUCGAUGACGUCCUGGUUUUGGCACACGGAGAGGUUCUCUAUGCCGGCGAACAGCGGGAAAUGUUGGGCACGUUUGCAACCUUCGGUCACAUCUGUCCACAGUACUAUAAUCCUGCGGAUUUUGCGCUGGAAGUGUGCAGUCAAUCCUCCACCUCCGAACGCUGCGAAUCGCUCAUAACUCAAAACAAGAUGAUAUAUUGCAACUCCAGCAACAUUGUGAAGUUGCAAGUGGAUGAGGAGACAGCACUCAUGGAUGUUCAUCAGGAGACUUUGGACUUGGCCGACCUGCGUGGUAAGGAGCAGGUUGGCUUCUGGUUCCAGCUGAGCGUGCUCCUUCGCCGCCAUUUGCGCUCCAUGUCCAGGGAUAUGGUUGCCGUCCAGAUGCGACUGGUGAUGCACGUGGUAGUGGCGCUGCUGCUCGGCGUGGUCUACUGGCAGAUAGGUGGCGAUGCGGGGAAGAUAGUGUCCAAUGUGUCCUGCCUGUUUUUCAUAAUCCUGUUCGUGUUCGCCGGCAAUGCAAUGCCCUCCAUUCUGCUCUGCAUGCAGGACUCAGCGGUGUUCAUCAGGGAGUACUACAAUGGAUGGUAUUCCCUGGGAGCCUACUAUCUCUCCAAGGUCCUGGCCGAUCUUCCCCUACAGCUGACCUGCCCCACAAUGUUUAUCAGCAUCGGAUACUUUAUGACGGGUCAGCCGCCGGAGUUCCAUCGAUUUGCCAUGUGCUGGGGCAUCUGUGUGAUGACCGCUUUCAUUGGCCACUUUAUCGGUGUGAUUGCGGGAUCGCUGUUCCCCAUGCAGCUGGCCAUAUUCCUGGUGCCGAGUGCCACGAUUCCGUUCCUCCUCUUCUCCGGCUUCUUCAUCCGGCUGAGCGAGCUCUCCUGGUUCCUGCGUCCCAUCUGCGAUGUGUCCUUCUUCAGAUACAUCUUCGAGGGCUUGAUGAGGGCCAUUUAUGGAUAUGAUCGAGGGGAAUUGGAGUGCCAUGCCGCUAUGAAUUUCUGUUACUACAGGACGGCGGAUCAGUUCCUCAAGGACUUUGCGAUGCAGGGCGACGAGUUCGGUUGGGAUAUGGCUGUCCUGGGGGUGUUUGUAAUCCUCCUGCUCCUCGCCUUCUUUGUGACCCUGAGCACGGUCAUCCGACGAGCUCUUCGGUGAUAUAAUUGGUUAGUUACUUAGGCUUAAAAUGUAUUUAAUUUGAAAUAUAAUUACUUUUUGGGGAGGU